AUGGACGGCCAAUCCGUGCCGCAAGAGCCGGGCGGUUUCAUCCCACAGACCGGCCUUCCGUCCCCAGCUCCAUCCUCAGCGUCUACCCGAUCCAUUGCCGGCUUACCACAUCCCAGAGGACACUCAUUACUACCAGGAUCAAAUAAAGAGGACAUGGUGCGUCGGUACGUCGAAGAACGCCUUCUCAACAUAUCACGUCGCUAUGUCAAGAAAUUUGGCAACCCAAACCCGGGAGACACUGUUGUUGGCUUCAAGUCUUUUAGUGAGGUGGCCAAGGAACUCGACGGACUGGUGAACGUCUUGUGGAAAUCUGGAACUCCAAGCUUACAAAUCCCUUUUCUGCUGAGGCUAGCCAGUGACUUUACACAAUACGUUCGGUCUUUUCCGCCGUCAACAAGAUCAACUUUUGAGCUGCUAAGGAAACUUGAUCACUGCUUCGCCAGUUUAUUACGGGGCCAAGACAUCGACACGAAUGAGACACUACCCGGAUUUGAAAAUGGUCUUCGAGCAGGCAUGAGCACGACUGACAUGGUCCGAUGCCGCAGCUUAGUAGAACAGAGUCGGAUGUUGAUGGUGGAGAUUUUGAGUACCGGUGACUUGGACGACGAGGACGAUGAUGAGGAUGACGAUAUGGAUGGCGAAGAAAGCGCAGCGGAGGCCAGUGGCAAUCAGACUCCUACGCCAUGGGAUAUUAAUGAAGAGAGGUUACACUUGGAUGCUGCGCGGAUAUACGAAAACACGAUUGUGCAACUGGGUGAGAGGUUGGGCGAUCCGCUUGGCAACGAAAACAAACUUGAUACUUCGACAGUGUGUUCAACUUGA
Molecule: messenger RNA, 822 nt
Organism: Pochonia chlamydosporia 170
Lineage: Eukaryota; Fungi; Ascomycota; Sordariomycetes; Hypocreales; Clavicipitaceae
Product: meiotic recombination protein DMC1
Exons: 2
Coding region: 1-822 (273 amino acids)
Cellular component (GO): transcription factor TFIIH holo complex
Source: RefSeq, a predicted model, not a curated record